AGACUAUAUUUAACCAGCUGCAUGUCAGACUCUCCGCGUAAGUUACUGCUGCCUAUUGAUGUGUUUAUCAAAUCUUUCUCCGGGUUUUUAUCAAGCACUAGCUGUUUCCUAUUGAUGUGGAAGCCAAUAAAGAUUAAACACACGAGUAGUGUGUAUUUAAAGCUUUAUUAAAUGCUCACCAGGGAGAGCACUCCAGGCAGUAGUGCGCCCUGCUGGUGCAGUGUGGUGUUGUUACCAUCCAUCAACCGGUUCAGACUGGACUGAUGGCAAUAUUAACAAUGUUCCUGAAGAGUAGGAGCACAUAUUCCCAGCCCCCAUCGCAAGCUUGCAUACACAAACUUUAAGCAUGACCAGACAGACGCUUUAGAUGAGUUGAUAAAGCAAGCCUUUCUUCUUCUUUUUUCUCCAAUGAAAAUAUUUUGUUUUCUCCAAUGACUCGUCUGAACUUUUCAAGCAGAUUCAUAUGUUGCCAGCUUUUUGUUACAGCCCGGAAACAACCCAGGUAAACAGUUUUUCAGUUUUUAAUAUAUGUGCGGAAGAGGAGCACCUUGUUGACUUUGAAAUUGCCUGUACUGUCACGAUUCAGUCUGAGGUUUAUAAAGAAAAACACGCUUUGACCCACAAACCCACAGCCGCAACAUCACUGUGUGUGCUGCUCUGGCUUCCGUGCGCUCUAGACGCGCAAAAGGAGGCAGCGCUCUUCCUCCCCGUCUCUGCGUUCAAGCUGCUGCUGGACCAGCAAGAACAGCUUUGAACCGGUUUUCUCACCGGCUACAAAGCGGUAUGAAACGGAUGCACAAUGCGCAUUGUUGAUGCAGACUAUCGCAGCGACACACGGACGUCGUAGGAUCCUCUCCAGAGAGCGCAGCGAAAAUAGACGAGCCUUUCUUGUUUUUGUUAUUUGUCGCGGUGUAGUGCGAGAGAUUUUUUAAAGCGGAAUUCAUCCUACAUGGAAAGUUCCUGUAGAGCGCGCAGCUGUGCUGAGUCCUGCUGCUGCUGUUUCUGUUGAUGCUGAGGUGAGUGCUGCAUGUGUUUUCAACAAAUCCACCACCUCGACGUGGCAUGUUUGUGGUGAAAUAUGAGGAUACGUGUUGUUAGUGAAUACUAAGAUGGUUUUGAAUUCAUCAUCCGCCCGCGGCCAUCUGAUGAUUUCCCUCAUCAUCUCACAUUUUAAUGGAAAGGCGGCUUGUUUACAACCCAUAAUGCUGUCAGUUCGCCUCGCAAGUAAAGAAAUCUUUGCUCAGACUUAAGCCUCACUGUAAACAAAGUGUGACCUAAGGGGGUUAAAGCUGCCGCAGUGAUGGAUAAAGUUGCUCUGCCGUAUGAAUUAUUUAUACUGGAGGUCUGAAAAACUGAAGUCAGCACCGCAGACAAGACUUUCCCUUGUGUCAAUUAGGGAUCCGAGAUGAAUCGAGGAAGAGUCAGGGUAAAGGUGCAGGAGGGGCAGAAAGCAGAGCACUUUUCUCUACUUUCUCCUCCUCUAAGGUGUGGUUAUAGAGACAGCAACAAAAGGAGCUGUUGCCAACGGGUAAGAUGCAGUCAGUCAGUGUUGACGACCUCACUCAGGUGAACUGCCUGUUUUCCCAGGCCAGUCGCAGCAGCAGCAGCCUGUAUUACACCAAGGCUUUCUGUAAGUGUUACCAUGACAUGCCAGAGUUAAAUUCUUCUUCCACAGGAUAUCAUUGUUACAGACUGUAAUUGUCAUAUUUUGUAUUAUUCUGCUGUUAAACUUGUUGUGCUUUUUAAUGUCUUUCCAGGAGCCACCCCUCUGUCCAAGCUGUAACAGAUCCCAGCGGGCAGCACUAACAUCAGCACUAUGACUCAGUCUACCAAGGUCCUGGAUGGAGGUUGGGGGUGGGCGAUUGUGGUGGCCUCCUUCAUGGCCCAGCUCCUGGCCUAUGGAUCACCUCAGUCUGUGGGUGUCCUGUACCCCGAGUGGCUGCAUGCCUUCCAGGAGGGCAAAGGCAUGACGGCCUGGGUGGGCUCACUUGUGGCUGGAGUGGGACUAAUAGCCAGUGAGUAGCACUCACACUGACAUCAGUCCACAUUAUAUUUAAAUCAAAGACGCUAAUGAUUUCAGCUCUUCAUAAUCCUUCACUGAGCACUAAAUAUCAUUAUGUAAUUUUUACGACUAUUAUAUUUUGGCGCUGUGUGUCACCAUGGGCAACAUAUUUAUAACAUGCCUUACUGACAAAGAGAUACUUUAUCUGCUUAGCUGUCAAAGUAGGGCACUAAAUCUUCACCUUUAAACCUACUUGUAUGUGAUUUCCUCUUCAUCCAGCUCAGCGAAUAAUGCUGCUGAUAACAGAGCAGACACAAUCAUUUUUAUUAGGUCAAAGAGUGGCAAUAACAUCCAUAACAGAGAAAUAACUUUAUCCAGCUACAGGUGCUGGAGUCCCCCUUAAAGUAAUACUUUAACAGGAUGAAGGGAAAACACAACAGUGCGGCACAGAUGGGUACUUAGUGGCUUCCUGAGUAGAGUUGCUGUUAUUGAUUUUUGGGAAAAGCAAAGCAAGUGCAAGUCAUUCGUGUCAUGAAUGUUGGAGCACAACUAGCCCUUAAUUGAAGCACUAAAGAAGGAAAAAAGACAGACAGAGGGACGGAUUCAGAGAGUAACACACUUUAUGUAUUUGUUGAGCUAACAGAAUCGAGGAUAGAUGAAAGAUGACAGUCUUGGAUGACAUUUCCAUGUAAGACAGAGCUCCCCCCUCAGCCUGGCUUCAAGCUGUCGUCUCUUUUAAAGAUGUGGGGGGGAGAAAAUCAUGACUGUACAGAUCAAGCCGCAGGCCUGGCCAAGUCCUGGACACGUGUCCCAGCUGCCAGACAGCUGCAGCACUGCAGCUACUGCUGCACUACAGCAGGGUCUUUCCCCUGCCCAGAAACAAAUAGAACUGUAAAUGUCGCAUGAGGGAUGAGUCAGGCCACUUUGGGGUAUGGGAAUGACUAUUCAGCAUUAAAAGAAAGAAACCAAAACAACAACACAACUUGGGUAAUACAGCACUGAGUCCAGGCUUCACAUACUUUUAGUGAGGAAGGGAAACAUGCAAAAUAAUAUCCCAAAAUUUCCCACAAGUAAAAAGAACAAUGCUGAUUAUUUUCUCUCCUUAAACAGUAUUAUAAAAAUAAAGACACAACUUCCCGGGGAUAUAAACAAUGGAUUAAUUUGUUCAUGAACAUCUUGAGGUAAACAACAUGACACUUAGUGUUUCUCGACUCUCGACUGACAUGACAGCAUCCUCAAUGGGGUUCCUGUUUGAGCCUCAUGUGAUGUGGCAGGGUUGUAGUCAGACACAGCUGUGCUCUGUGAGAUGGGGUUUGAUUUUCUCACAGGCUCUGUUUUCCAGAAUGACUAAUUAAGCUGUCUUUGUCUCUGACUCUGCUCUUUUCUUCUCCUCCUCCUUUGUCUGUCUUCCACCUCUCUUACAUCAGGUCCUGUUUGCAGUGCCUGUGUGGACAACUUUGGGGCUCGUCCUGUUACCAUCUUCAGUGGCGUGAUGGUGGCGGGUGGCCUGAUGCUCAGUGCCUUUGCUCCAAAUGUCCAGUUCCUCAUUUUCUCCUAUGGGAUCGUGGUUGGUAAGCAGACAUUUAGUGAUAUUGUCACUCUACUUCUCAGAGUUGAAUAACGCAGACUCAUUUCACCUGUCAUACAUACAUCCAGGUAGAGGCUUGCCCCUUGUAACUGUGAGAAAGUGUUUGAUGUUACUACGGUCAUGGGUGUUAACUAAGCUUCUUAUCCUGCUAACAUAUGAGAAUCUCAUGACACAUUAUAUAAUCAUUUAUAGCAAGCAGGGGGGUAACUUCCAGUUCAACUAUUACGCAACAACAAAGGCUGACUUUAUCCUAAAUAACCAGUUAAUGAAUACCAUCGCUACUGAGCAGAUAUGGACAAUCAACAGGACAAGAUAUACGUAUGAGCAUUGCAUAAUGUCGUUGAGGUUGUUUGUGUUGAUUGGGUAUUUUAGCCUGAUUUCCAUGUGACCCUUUAUUGCACUCGUAACAGAGUGCCUGUGUGGGCCCAACACCACCUGUUAUCAAACAUAAAGUGACAGCCAAGCUGUGCUUAAUCUUGGUGAACUCCCUCACAGUCAGCACUGCCUCUUGCGCAGGCAGCGUCGGAGAGGGGAGGCCAUGCAUAUUUGAAGACAGUCAUUUAUUUUUAGAGAUGCCCUUAGAUGAUAGCUGUGGCUGUACAUGCACGUGCAGCUUGUUUACUCAUCAUAUGCUUCUUUUGCUGAUUGUAUUUCACAAGAGAUCCUAUGCACUCUCCCCUCUGAACUUUAAAGUACACUGAAAAUAAAUCUUUCUCACGGUUUCCUAACUUUAUCCACAGAAUAACACAUUUUUAAUUACAAUAUUACACGUGUUGAUGAAACAAAGACAGCUUUAGUACAUUUCUACCAUUUCCUGUAAUAAACAGUGCUUAUGAAUUUGAAUCUACUUUUAGAAGUGAAAAGCCUGCCUCAAUUUCUCCUUGGCUAAUGGAAAUUCUUGUGUGUCCUUGUCCUCUCUCUCAUAGGCCUGGGAUGUGGUCUCGUCUACGCAGCCACGUUGACUAUCACCUGUCAGUAUUUUGACAAGAGACGCGGCCUUGCCCUCGGCAUAGUCACCACAGGUACUGCUGCCCCCCCUCUCUAAGCCCUCCCUGAGCUCACUGGGUGCACACCAGUUCUUCAUGCUCACUUCUUUCAUGUAUGAGCUGCUGGGAUCCUUGGGAUGCUGAGGUAAACAUCUGUAGAGUAGAGGCAGAGUAGUUGCAUAGGUAGGAACAGGGACUGGUGACCAGGGCCUUGUUGAGAGUCAAAACUUGGGUGUGAGAACGUUUGACUGAAUCUCCUGGAGCUGUGUCGAAGUGUAUUUAUGUUCAGAUCAGGUGGCUAUCAAAUUUUAACACUUGAGCUUCAUCAUGACACAAAAUCCCAGGUUUUUGUUCUCUUCGUGAGUUAGUACAGGGUGACAUCACCGUUGUGACCACAUUCACAGUUUCUAGGUGUGGUCAGAGGAGAAAUAGACUUGGAACUUUAAACCAGCUACGGCAGUGAGAUGAUGUUAUCCUUGUAAUCGUUGAAGUCACUGUGGAGAUCUGAGAAAUGUGGGACUUGAUGCCCCCCAGUGGCAGCUUUAAAGAAGUGUCACCUCUAAACACAAAGACGAUUGGGCUAAAGGAUCAUGUAGAAAACAAAUAAAACCCAGCUCAUCAGGCCCUAAAAUUUCCAUGCUUUCCAAAUCCAGCUCACAAUAAACUUUUAUGGAUUGUUACUUUUAUAAACUUACACUGAAUUUCUGUUUUCUUCUGUUUACACAGGCACAAGCGUUGGAGCCUUCAUCUAUGCCACCGCUCAGAACGAGCUGAUAGUGUUGUAUGGCCUGGACGGCUGCCUGCUCAUCAUUGGGGCUGUAGCAUUAAACCUCAUGGGCUGUGCCGGCUUCAUGAGGCCUCUAAACAUGCCAGGGUACUACCUCAAACAGAAGGCCGCCCUGGAACGCAACACUGAGGAGCAGCUCUUUGAAAAACCCCCUUUGGACGACCUGAAAAUCUCAACAGGAACAACUUCAGAGAAAACCCUGAUGGUAAAAGAAAUGCUCAUCACCAUAGAUGCAAAGGACAUCCAGACAGAGAAGAAGAAAGGCAGCUUCAUGACUGGGGCGGCCAUCAUGAAAAUCAUCAAGAAGAAACAGCACGCUUACUCCAAGUAUAUGCGCUCAAUGCAUGAGAUCCUGCAGGACCAAGCCAUGGUGGCCUUCUGCAUCGCUGUCUUCCUGUUCAGCCUCGGGGCAUUCCCUCCUGUGCUCUUUAUAGAGGACGUGGCGCAGAGUCAGGGACUCAUCGAAGAAGUCAGUGUCAUUCCUCUGGUUUCAAUAGGCGCGAUCGCAACAUGCGUGGGUAAACUAGUAUUGGGUGUGCUGGUGGACAUCAGGUGGAUCAACGGCAUCUAUCUGUAUGCCUUCACCAUGUUUGCAGGAGGUGCAUCACUUCUCCUCAUCCCCAUCACUAAGACUUACCUGGGACUUCAGAUCCUGUCAGUCAGCCUGGGUUUCUUCUCUGGAAACUGGUCUCUCACUUCUUAUAUCACUACAAAGAUUGUCGGCUUGGACAGACUCACACAAGCCCAUGGGAUCCUCAUGUUCUUUGGGGGAUUUGGGAUCAUGCUUGGACCCCCUGUUGUAGGUAAGAGGACUCCUAUUUUUUCUGCUCUAAAAAUUAUGAACCAGAUAGAGGAGUUGUUGGAGAGUUGUGUUUUCAGAGAUGAUCAAAUGAAGUUAGACUGAUGGGCAGAGCAAGAAAGGGGGAUGCCAUCUUUAAUAAAGACCUGAUGUCAUUAUUCAGCUGACUGCUGUAUCUGUUAGAGAUUCCUGCUGACUAUAUGUCCAUGUCUGUUUUUCUCAUCCUCUUCCAGGUUGGUUCUUUGACUUCACACAGUCAUAUGACUUGGCUUUCUACUUCAGUGGGACUUGUGUAUUGAUCGGCGCCUGCAUUCUCACUCUGCUCACUCUUCCCUGCUGGAACAGGAAACACACAGAGAAUGACAGACCGGACGUCGAGUACACCAGCAACUGUGACAAAGUUGCCUCUGUAGCUUAAAUAAGUUCCUUGCAUGAGGACUCAAAUCUUACCCUUACUGCCCAGCAGCCGUCCGCUGAGAAACUAUACCUGAAUCACCUCUGAGAGGAAUUUCGUUUCUUUGACUGUAAGGGGGUUUCCCCUUUGUUCUGCUGCCAGGUCCUAAGAUACCAAAACACUUGCCAGAGGUUUCAAAAUACAGGCCUUUCCUCUGAAAUUAGUCUGUUUCUCAGGUUCAAACCACCCACUGCAGAUCUUUGUAGAGGUUUGAUCUGAUGCCUGUGUUGUUUUUUAUUAUGGCCUCAUUUUGAGGUCGAUUGAUCAAUCCUGUUUGACUCCCUUGUUCCAUAUUGGUUUUUUAGAAAUACUUUUUCACUUCACCAUAGCGCAGGAAAAAUACAUUGUGCAGUCAGUAGCACUGGGAGGAGAAAUCUGCUUAACUGUCGUGUGUUUGUUAAACACCACAACAAUGUUUUAAAUCAUUGUACAAUAGCACAAAUAUCUCCCAGUAACCUUACAGACCAUACAGGGAUGGGUAAAAGAAGGAUACUUUUUGAUAAAUGUAAUUUUAGUAAGACUUUUUCUUUUUUUCAAUUUUAAUUUUCAUAUGUAUCUUAAUUAAACCACUAUGUAUCUUACCAAAGCAUCAAUGAUAGACAAUGCCUGUCAACACACAUGCCUGUUGGAACAACACAAAAGCCUUGCUUUAUAGAUGAUUUUUGUUUUCAAGUGCAUUGACUCGGUUUAUACUUUUUAAGAAAUGGUUUGAGUUCCACAUACCUCCUUUUUAUGGAUUGCACAAGACUUUUUAAAUACAUUAUGCUGAGACAAAAACAUUUGAAACACUCAAGAGGUCCUAAUGUAUUUCCAACCUUAACAGCAUGUUAAGUCUCUAUGUGGCAUGAUAAUCAUGACCUCUGCUGGUGUUCAUUUUGACCAGGCUUAUCCUUUUUAUAUCAUAACGCGUGUCUGUGUGUAUUUGUGUGUAUGUUGUGUGUGUAGGUGUCUGCACACGCAUGUUUGCAUACGUGCACAGGUUUGUAUGUGUGCAUUGUUUGAUAAACUUUUGUAUUAGCACUAGUUAACGUCUCAUGUGCUAGUGACUUUUAUAUGCACAAAAUUGGCCAUAAAGCUGUAAUAAUUUGUCUUUAAGUUGAUUAUUAUUGUGAUCAUAAUUGUAAGGAAACAUCGCAAUAGGCUUUUAGAAUCACUUGAAUAUUGUUAGAUAGACCACUACAAAUGUACUUUUUAAAGUUCCAGUUUCAGGUGUGAGAAGGAACAUUGCUGGAACAUGGCUAUUCGUGUUUGUAGAGGCUAUUUACAAGGUGCAGAUGAAGUACAGAUAGUACUGACCUAGAGGUGCCAGUAUGUUCCGCUGUCACCUUUUAGACACUGUUAUUUUUUAUGCCAGUAUUAUGAUAUUUAAAUGUGUUGUCUGUUGUAUUAUUUUAUUUAAAAGUGCCAAUAAAAAGAUGUUUGGAUGGAUAAAAGCCUACCAAUA
Xyrichtys novacula (pearly razorfish) is the source of this 8060-nucleotide messenger RNA. The record is from the annotation of a GenBank genome assembly. Lineage: Eukaryota; Metazoa; Chordata; Actinopteri; Labriformes; Labridae.